Messenger RNA from Sordaria macrospora k-hell, 1764 nucleotides. RefSeq lists its product as uncharacterized. Gene Ontology annotation, molecular function: phosphatidylinositol-4,5-bisphosphate phospholipase C activity. Gene Ontology annotation, biological process: lipid metabolic process; release of sequestered calcium ion into cytosol; phosphatidylinositol-mediated signaling. NCBI's taxonomy places the organism in Eukaryota, Fungi, Ascomycota, Sordariomycetes, Sordariales, Sordariaceae. The record is from RefSeq and is a predicted model, not a curated record.
AUGUCGGCCAAGACGAAGAAGAAGGAGAAGCCGUCGUUUAUGCGGAGGAUGACGACCAUGAAAAUUGCUUCUCCCAGCCAGCCGACGUCCGCCUUGUUCAUGGCUUCUCUGGUAUCGUCGGCACAGGUCUUCAACGCUACCCACAAACCCAUGUACAUCCACGAUGCGUUUAAGAAACACGCCGUGAGGGUGUGGAAAGAAGCUUGCGGAGGCGACAAGGUACUCACACAUGAGAAAUUCCUUCGCUUUUUCAAGAGAACCCAAGGUGUUACGACCACGGAUCUUCCAGAUAAGGACGUGUAUACCUUCGAGGAAUUCUUCUGGGCUUGGAGCAACAACAAGGCAGCAUGGAAUGCAGUACAACCCUUGGAUCCCAACGAAACCGACCUCACGUAUCCGAUUAGCAAUUAUUUCAUCAACAGCAGCCACAACACAUACUUGGAAGGAAAUCAACUGUCGUCCAAGAGCUCCGCAGAGGCAUACAAAGCCGUAUUACGGAACGGUUGCAGAUGUAUUGAAAUUGACGUGUGGAACGGUGCCCCGUCACGAACGCCAUCCAAGUCUCCGCACGGGGAACAUCGCCGACAUAUAUCAAAUGUUUCCGCCAUGUCACGAUCGAGCGUUCGACAUGGCUCAAGCCUGAGCGUCGAUCAUCCAGGUCUUUACACAAUGCGAACUCCCCGAGACAGUGGCACGAGUCUGGAUCCGAAAGAACUGAGCGAUCGUUUGGAUCAAUCCACAUCAUCAUCCGGCUCCAUCAAGAGGGUUGAGCCCAUCGUGCACCACCAUGGAACUAUGACUACCACGGUGCCUUUUCGGGAGGUUUGCAAGGCUGUUCGAGAAGAGGCGUUCGUAACCAACCAUUUACCGAUCAUCGUCAGUCUGGAGGUUGGCGCGGAUCGUGAGCAACAAGAGAUGAUGGUGGAGAUCAUGAAGGAGGAAUGGGCCGGAUUGCUUCUCGAAGAGCCUUUCGAAGACUGCGAUCAUCUAAAGCAACAACCUCGACUGGAACAAUUGCUCGACAAGAUUCUGAUCAAGGUGAAGCGGUUGGAUGAUUCCAAUGGUGAGAUACAGGAAGCUCAGCGUGGGCGAUCUCUGACUGUCAGCUCUCUGCGCUCCAAACCACCAAUCUGCGAAAUGCUUGCCGCUCUGGCUAUCUACACGCGCAGUGAGCAUUUUUCCGAUCUCAAAUCCCUAUCCUCAACAACCCCCAGCCAUAUUUUCAGUGUGAACGAGGACAAGUUUCUGGAUAUGAUAUCCCAGGAUAAGGCCAAGCUGAAGAAGAUCAUGGAUCACAACAAGCAAUACUUUAUGCGAAUCUACCCCAAGGGCCUUCGGUUCGACAGCAGUAACCCCGACCCUACUAUUCCGUGGCGAAGAGGUGUGCAGAUGGUGGCUAUGAACUGGCAGAAGACCGACGAAGGCACGAUGCUCAACGAUGCCAUGUUUGCGGACACGAAUGGCUGGAUUCUUAAGCCCACCGGUUUCCUAACAAAUCACGACGAUAUACCGACAAGGACGGUCGACCUACGAAUCACUGUUCUAGCAGGGCAGUCGAUUCCCGUACCUGAGGGUGGGCAAGCUAAGAAGCUGCGCACCCGAGUGAAGGUGGAAUUGCACGUCGAAAAGCCAAACAAAGCGCUUGACUUGACGCGAACCACUCAGCCACAAGCGACCGAGAAUCCAGACUGGGAGCGUAGUCCAUACCCGCUUAACUUCCUGAAUGUGGGUGGGAUUGUGGAAGAGCUCAGCUUCGUGAGGUAA